This is a messenger RNA of Glycine soja, 2160 nucleotides long. Its product is annotated as NAC domain-containing protein 7-like. The record is from RefSeq and is a predicted model, not a curated record. The coding region runs from base 779 to 1804 and encodes 341 amino acids. NCBI's taxonomy places the organism in Eukaryota, Viridiplantae, Streptophyta, Magnoliopsida, Fabales, Fabaceae. Gene Ontology annotation, molecular function: DNA binding. Gene Ontology annotation, biological process: regulation of DNA-templated transcription. The transcript is spliced from 4 exons.
UCUCUCACAUAUUCACAAUUAGUGAAGCUUGUAGCAGAUAGAUAAAUAGAUGGAAGAAAGAGACCCUUGUGAGAAAGUUUAAUUUUCUUUGUUGCAUUCUUCACUCUUUGUUAAUUCGUUGUGUCUCUAUCGGUUGCCGAUAGAGGUGGCACUAUAGAGAGACUCGUUUCAUUUCCUUUCCUUUCCUUUUAUUUCUUCUCAUUAGUUUGCCAUUUUUCCGCUCAGACAAAAGCUUCCCCACCAAUUCAGCUCACCCUGACAGUGAGAUCUAUCUGAUCUCAUCACAUUUCUAUUCUUUGCGAGAAAACAAAGAGAUCGACCGAAUCAUCAUCGAAGAGAAGAACUAUAUAUCAUUCACCAUUUGCUUUUUCUCUCCUUAUUUAACCCUACUUCCCUUUUUUCACCCUUUUCUACGUCCACUCUUCUUCUUCCUCGCAUCUCUUUUGCCUCUUUCUUUCUCAAACCCUUUUUCUUAUUCCUCGGGAUCCAGUUCAAGAACCACGUGUCUCGUUGCUUCUGUUCUAUGUUUAUAAGUAACUUGAGUUCCUUCUUUUUCUUCUCUUUUUGCAUUGAAAUAUUGUGUCUGAUUUGGUUAAGUUGGGAGAUAUAUAUACUGUUUAGUUAACUUGCAUCAUAUCUCAGUGUCAAAGACCAGUUCAUCAUUUUUCUGAGACAUUAAGGGAUUUUAAUUUGCAUCUUUGGGGGAAGAUUUGUGACUGAACCAUCUUGAUCUGUGACUAUUCCAAGAGAGAAAGGGCUCCAUAGAGAGAGGGAGAAUAUGAAUAAUUUUUCUCAUGUUCCCCCCGGUUUUAGGUUCCACCCUACUGAUGAAGAACUUGUUGAUUACUACCUAAGGAAGAAAAUUACCUCAAGAAGGAUUGACCUCGAUGUCAUAAAAGAUGUGGACCUCUAUAAAAUUGAGCCAUGGGACCUUCAAGAGCUUUGCAGAAUAGGAGCAGAAGAGAAAAAUGAAUGGUACUUCUUUAGCCAUAAAGAUAAGAAGUAUCCAACUGGAACUCGCACAAAUAGAGCAACAGCAGCAGGGUUUUGGAAAGCAACAGGAAGAGACAAAGCAAUCUAUUCGAAGCAUGACUUGAUAGGGAUGAGGAAAACCUUAGUCUUUUAUAAAGGUCGGGCCCCAAAUGGACAAAAAUCAGAUUGGAUCAUGCACGAGUAUCGACUUGAAACAGAUGAUAAUGGCGCACCACAGGAAGAAGGAUGGGUUGUGUGUAGAGUAUUCAAAAAGAGACUAACAACCAUGCGUAAACUGAGUGAGCAUGAUUCUCCCUGUUGGUAUGAUGACCAAGUCUCUUUCAUGCAAGACUUGGACUCACCAAAGCAAAGCUCUCAACCUAAUUUUCCCUACCAGCAGUUCCAAUAUCCUUGCAAGAAAGAGUUAGAUUUUUCAUACCAUUUACCUCUCCAGCUUCCAUUAGAGAACCAAAAAUUGCUCCAAUCUGCAGCCUCCAACUCAAUGACACCAUAUGGUAUAGAAGAAAACCCUAAUGCCAUGCAGCCAGCAUCAAUCAUGCAACAAGUUCAACAACAAAAUUUUCAAGUGUUUGGAAACAAUUCCAAUGAUCAACAAGUGGCUGAUUGGAGAGCUCUUGACAAGUAUGUUGCUUCACAACUUAGUCAAGAAGAUGCAUCCAAAGAUCACAAUAGUUAUUCAAACGCAGACAACAUUUUUCAAGUGAAGAACAAUAGCACUAUUGAACAGUUGAGGGACUUGGACAAGGAAGAAAAGAUGGCUGAAAAUGCCUCAACAUCAACCUCAAGCUGUCCAAUUGACAUGUGGAAAUAGUGGCUGUUUAAAUUGAUUUUGGGUUUAUACUAAUAAUAAGGGUACUUUAAUUAGUUAAUAUUACAAAAAAAUGAAAAUACCGUAUAAUUUCUUGUACAUAAUAAAUGAAAUGAACAUGACAUUAGAGCUAGUGCAUGUGAAUUCUCGGGAUUCACUUCUAGCCAGCAUUAAGUUAAAUUUAUUGAAAUAGAACAAUAGCCAGUAGAAUGUGAUCAUAUUUCUCAUAAGUGAUAUAGCUUGCAGGAUUUUUAGUUAUUGUGUGGUUUAAAAGUAAUGGGCUCUAGCCACUCCAGCUGCUCUAUGUUUGUAUUUUACAUUCAAAUGAAAUAGUUAUAGAAUAAAUGAUUCUUUAUCCU